This is a messenger RNA of Morus notabilis, 576 nucleotides long. Its product is annotated as heavy metal-associated isoprenylated plant protein 34. The record is from RefSeq and is a predicted model, not a curated record. The transcript is spliced from 2 exons. The coding region runs from base 116 to 553 and encodes 145 amino acids. NCBI's taxonomy places the organism in Eukaryota, Viridiplantae, Streptophyta, Magnoliopsida, Rosales, Moraceae. Gene Ontology annotation, molecular function: metal ion binding.
UCUCUCUAUAUAUAUAUAUAUAUGUAUAUAUAUGUAUAAAUAUAUAUAAUACGUAUAUCCUUUUUUCUGGGUAACGUUUCCUUCUGUCAUAAGUAGUAUUUAUCAUUUCUUGAUCAUGGUUUGGCACUGGCAGAGUUGUGAACUGAAAGUGAACACCAAAUCCCGCGGAUGGCACAAGACCUUGACAAAGAUGUUUGGCCGUAUCAAGGAAGUCUCUUACACCAUUGAUGGACAAACGGGAAUUGCACGUGUCUCUGGAAGAAUCGAUCCACACAAAAUUUUGAAGCUGUUAGAAAAAGCUGGGAAACAUGCUGAACUCCUCAAAGUUGACUCUGGGCAUCAUCAGUAUGGUACAACAGCUUUCGUCGACGAAAAUGGUUAUCACUAUAGCCCUGGAUACUCUCACUAUGAACCAACAACACCGCCACUGCCGCUGCCACCGCCGCCUUCUCACCACACAUACUAUGAGCCAGGUUUUCAGCACCAGCCACCGCCUAUGGAUCCCUAUCAUGAUCCACACUCCAGAGAUUCCAAACAGUGCCCCAUCAUGUGAGCAAUAAAAAAUAUCAAGUUUUU